CAACCCCCGGGUGUGGGCCUUCAAGCGGUUAUUCCCCAUCUCGAUUCAGUUCUUCCCAAGCGGCAAUUCAAAACAGUUCGGCUCACGAUGAAGUCCACCGUAUCGUUGAUUUUGCUACUGGCCAUUUCCGGAGUUCGUAGCUUAGAGUGCUACAGCUGCGAUUCGGAUCUGAUGGAUGAGGACUGCGAUGCCAUCGCAACACUGCCGAAGCAGACCUGCCAGGACGUGUCCGAUUUCCAACUGGUUUCCCUGACCUGUGGCUAUAAAAGGGUGCAAGUUGGAAACCUGACGGAACGAAUCUUUCGGGGAUGCGUGGUAGCGGGAGAGUGCAGCCUGUUCAACCGGCAGAGUGAGCUCACCUCGAAGUAUCGCAUGCUGUCUUGCGUGGAGUGCAACUCGGAUCACUGUAACACCAUGAGAAGCGGAGCUGGAAGGGGUGCCAUUGGCGGAAUAGCCGGAAGUGUUGUGAUGUUGCUUUCGAUUUUUGUUUCUAGAGGUCAAGUAAUGUAAUACGUUGACUUUUUAUCCAUAGUAUAGAGCGCUGUAAAAAAAGAUGCAGGAUUCAAUAACGAACGCCUUUUCUAAAGAUAUCAUAAUAAAACUAUCCAAAUACGAUUUUGAAGGAA
Molecule: messenger RNA, 626 nt
Organism: Aedes aegypti (yellow fever mosquito)
Lineage: Eukaryota; Metazoa; Arthropoda; Insecta; Diptera; Culicidae
Exons: 2
Coding region: 88-510 (140 amino acids)
Source: RefSeq, a predicted model, not a curated record